AUGUUUCAAACAUACGCUCUGAUAGGCUUUUUCCUCACUUUAGUGGGUUUUACCAGUUUAACAUAUUUUGUGAAAUUCAUAAAAACAACCAAGAAAAAAGACAAGUUUACAAUAUGGUGUAUUUUCGAAUCUGUAGUGGUCAUUUUUAUCGGUAUUUUUUAUAUUUACGCUGCUAUAAUUUUGGCGAAAAAUAACGACAAUGUUGAAGUAGCACCAGAUUUGAAUUUUACCAGCAAUGGCUUGGAAGAUUUGGCCGCAAAUGUGCCCAGCAAUGAAGAAAAUAUCACUGAAGAUAUUUACAGUGAAGUGACUGAAAUCAAUCAAAAUGAAGAAAUUACUCCUGAACUUGUAACAGAGGAAUAUACAACAAUAUCAAUCAACACCAAGGACUAUUUCUUGGAAAAGUAUCAAAACAUGUUCAGGGACAUCAUCAGAAACAAGCUAAAAAACAGUACAUCCCAUAACCACACAAUAUUCUACAACAAUAAACAAUACAGAUCCUUACAAUUCGCGAAAAAUCCAAAACAACUGCACUGGGACUUCAGAAAACUUGAAGAAACCGUAAAAUUGGACAGAUGCUAUGAAGAAUUCUUCAUACAAAACGCCCUACUGGUCUAUUCAUUCCUACACUGCCUUUUAACCCUGUGCACUGUCACCAGAAACUGCAAAAAAUGCGAAGAAACCGAAAAAACACAACAAAAUCAAGAAACCCUUGAAAACAGCACGCUAGAUUCCAACAACGAAACGACAUCCCCGGUAGGCCCGUUUUUCGGCGAAAAAAUUGAAGAUCAAAAGGCGGUGUUGCCGAAUUUGGCUUUGUUUCAAGUGAAAUCGGCUAAUCAAAGUACAUCUGGCAGUCAAAAAGGCUUGAUUCCGACCAAUGAAAAGUCGGAAAAAUGCAAACUGUCAGCACAAAUUUUAAUCACUACUCUUAUACCUAUUCUGGCUGUUAUAGUGCUGUAUUUUAUCAUGAAAUCAGAGCAGGAGCAUAAUAUUAUCAUUAAUAACACCACUAGUAGCUUUGAGUUCAGUAAUAUUACAUCUGACCCUAAUAUAAUGGAUAUAAUACACAACCCCAUGAAUAUAACAACGAAUGAGAAAAGGGAUCAAGUAAACUUGGUGAUUCGUUCUGUGUACGAUAUAGUGAACAAAAUAAGUGAAAAUAAUAAUGAAAGAUCAUCUCUAUCGCCGAAAAUGUUCAACAUAAUCAACUUUCUGAACACUAACAGCAGAGAAACCUCUUCUAAUAACUCCACCAAGGAAAAUUGUUUUAAAGGGCAAAUCCCAUCGAAAAUCUACUAUUUCCUCGUCUUCAUCGUUAUAUACGUCGUCGUUAUUUUCUAUGCAAAACUCUCCCAAGUCUACGUAAACUCAAUAAACUCGGAGAAGGCUAAAAACCUCACGCUUUGCAUAGUAAGUUUUGCUGGCUUGUGGCUACCGAGCAUUCUAGAGCUGUUUUAUCGCGUUUACUUGAUGCAAAACAGCCCCAAUUUAUUCACCGACCUCUUUUUGGCCCUCGGCAACACCAACAAACUCGUUACGUUAACCACGAACUACGUCGAAGCGAAAAAAUUAUCGAAAAACCUCAACUUUGUAACACCGAUCGUCUAA
Molecule: messenger RNA, 1611 nt
Organism: Brassicogethes aeneus
Lineage: Eukaryota; Metazoa; Arthropoda; Insecta; Coleoptera; Nitidulidae
Source: the annotation of a GenBank genome assembly